UUUGACUUUCAACAUAUAGCACUUGCAGUUAAUUUUUGUGGCCCAUAUUCAAGAAACAUUCCUAUCCACAAAAUCACUUAAGCACCUGUUUCAUUUGAACUCAAUAGAGCUCGGACACAAGUGCUUUCAUGAACUGGGUCCUAUAAUUGGAUAUGUACCUUAUAUUGGAACAGAAAUAUCAUGGAAGCUAGUUAAGUGACAUGGCAUUUUAAUGCACUAGCCUUUAAUUUUUUUUUAGACAUUAGUUUGAUCACCAGGAAAACCAAUUCUUCAGGGACAGUUUUCCACAUCACUAAACAUAACUUGAAGUCUUCUCAAAACAGAUGAAUACUGGAAUAGCUUGGAUGCACUGUGGUGCUGUCGAAACAACAUGGCCCAGAUCCUCAAAGUAUCUUGGCCCAUGUAAAAUUUUGUCCAGGAACUGCAUGUGCUUUGUUUGGUUCUAGCCAACGCUGUCAGUAUCUCUUUCAGUAACACUAAAAUGCACUAAACUAAACAAUCUUAUGCAAUGUCUGGUUAUUACUAUGCCGUCAUUGUUUGAAUGACUGUAGUCAUAGUUUAGAGUUUGGGGUUCAGUUACUACUUGGAAUAAACUCUUAUUUGUAAAUGUUUGGGGGAGAUCUAUAUAUUUUUUUGUUUUACUUAGAUUGUAUUUUACUGUAAUCUGCUGUUGCUUCUGCUUGGUUCUGUAGUGAAGUACUAUAGGAUCUCAGCUACCCGAACACUAGAAUUAUUCAUAUAAUUGGGAGUCAAUUUAAAGAAAAAUACUGUAACAAAAUGUUCAAUAAAGGCUCCUCUUCUCCAUCAUUUGCUGAAAUCAUUCAUGGUUUAUUUUUUAUUUGGCCUCAGCAGCACUUUGCAUUAAUAUGCAAAGUCUUAAAGUUUUCUUUUAUACUUCUGUAGUGUCUGUAAUUGUGAACACCCAUCUCCUUCCCUCAUACAGCCAGAGCUAUCACACUCUUCUUGUUUCCAGAUCUGUCCGUUAUUGCCAAAAUCUCCUGCACGGCUUUUCAACAAGAAUUCAUAAAUACAAAGGAAUAAGUGCCUUAUAAUUGACUGGACACAGUUUUACAGCAGUGGUCUCACCAGUGCCAACUACUGAGGAUCCGAAAGGACAAACAGAUGGGUUAUGAAAGCACUAAUACUUGUUCAAUAAACACAAGUCUAUUACUAGCAAACCCGAUAAAAAUUCUGCAAAACUUGUAUUAGUUCCGUGUCUACACACACACUGAUGGAGGUUGGAAGAAUUCUGCUUUUUAGACAUGGUGUUCCGUCCUCUCUGAUUCCUACCAGCUUUGGGUACAGUCUUUCUGACAACUGCUAUGGAGAAGAUUGAAGAACAGUUUGCUAAUCUGCGCAUAGCAAAACGUUGUGCACUAACUGAAGACUCCACUUACUUACUGGAUAUAGAUGUUUCAAAAUCUGUUCAAGCAGAAAGUAACCACUUAGUUGCUGUUUCAUGUUCCAAUAAGUCAAUUAAAGUAUAUAGUAGAGAAACAUUACACUUGCUAAGGGAGUAUAGUGGCCAUCCUGGGUUACUUAAUGGAGUCAGAUUUGCUCAUACCAGUGAGAAUAUGUUGUUUUCAGCAUGCAGUGAUGGCACAAUAAAAUGUUGGGAUACUCGCUUAGCUACUCAGGAAACUAUACAAUUAUUCAGUGGUUAUCCUUCAAAUGUUUUCAUCAGCUUUGAUAUUAAUUGCAGUGAUCUUAUAGUUUGCGCUGGGACAGAAAAAGUUGAAGAGGACACAUUCAUGGUGUUUUGGGAUGCAAGAAGUAAUACAAACUAUGCAUGCGCAGCUAAAGAGCCCUUAGGAACCUAUUCAGAGACUCACAAUGAUGAUAUCACUAAAAUAUGUUUCCAUCCUAUGAAACCCAAUUUGGUAGCGUCUGGAUCAACUGAUGGAUUGGUUAAUGUGUUUGAUAUUAACAAGGAAAAUGAAGAUGAUGCUUUGAUUGCAACUUGUAAUUCAAAUUCAUCAGUAAGUUUUAUUGGUUGGUCUGGGAAAGAUUAUAAACAGGUAUAUUGCAUGACACAUACGGAAGGAUUUUGUUGGUGGGAUCUUACUCAAAUAGAUACUGAGGAACCAAUGGCAUUGUUGCAGAUUCAGGAUGUCAGAGAAGUAGUCUUCAUUGAAAAUAGCAACUUAAACUAUCUGAUAGGUGGCUUGUACCAUGAAAAGGCAGACAAAUUGUUUAUUGUUGGUGGAACAGCUAUGGGAAACAUUCACCUAAUAAACUGUGGCAUUGAUGGACUGAGCCUUGUGGGCACCCUUCAUGGAGGGCAUUCUGCUGCAGUUCGCUCAUUCUACUGGAACAUGACAGAUGAUUCUUUGUUGACUGGUGGAGAGGAUGCACAGCUGUUGCUAUGGAAACCUGGAGCUGUGGAAAGGUCCCUUGUAAAGAAGGCAUCUAUGAAAAUUGCUUCCUCUGUUCAGCAGCGAGUGAGAGUUCACAGCAACUCUCUCAAAAGCAAGAAAAAGUAAAAUUAUGAAAAUGGGACUCUUAAAUUUGUAGAGGUUUUUCACUGUUCUGAGUAAUAUAUUUGGGGUGAUGAUUUGUUUGCACUAUGUGGCAAAUAUAAUUUAGUAUGUAAAUUUUACCUAGAAAUGACCCUCAUUUUAUCAUGUGAAUAACUUUUUUUUUUUU
Messenger RNA from Terrapene triunguis (Three-toed box turtle), 2646 nucleotides. It is a transcript of the gene WDR89, whose product is annotated as WD repeat domain 89. Lineage: Eukaryota; Metazoa; Chordata; Testudines; Emydidae. The transcript has 5 exons. Bases 1323 to 2483 code for a protein of 386 amino acids. The record is from RefSeq and is a predicted model, not a curated record. Gene Ontology annotation, molecular function: protein binding.